This is a messenger RNA of Necator americanus (New World hookworm), 291 nucleotides long. RefSeq lists its product as uncharacterized. The transcript has a single exon. Bases 1 to 291 code for a protein of 96 amino acids. Lineage: Eukaryota; Metazoa; Nematoda; Chromadorea; Rhabditida; Ancylostomatidae. The record is from RefSeq and is a predicted model, not a curated record.
AUGGCUGAUGAGAAGAAAGUAGGUGGCUGCAUGUUAGCUGUGAGGAGUUAUUACAACAACCUGGUGGAGGAAUUUUGCUCAACAUCGUCUAGAUGCCCCUUUGUACGACUGCGGGAUCGCACAGCACGUAAACUCUGGAUCGAAAUUACCCACGCACCUACGGAAACCGCUGAGUACAACAGUAAAGACGCCUUCUAUGAACUCAAUGCGUUGAUGUCUAAAAUACCCAGUCAGCUGGUAUCCAUUGUCGGAAUCGACACAGAUGCGAAGAUGAACAACAAUCCGAAGUGA